Messenger RNA from Lathyrus sativus (Indian pea), 1101 nucleotides. NCBI's taxonomy places the organism in Eukaryota, Viridiplantae, Streptophyta, Magnoliopsida, Fabales, Fabaceae. The record is from the annotation of a GenBank genome assembly.
AUGUUGAAGCUUUCAUGUAAUGGGGUGGACCGGGUUCAGCUCACGGCUCAAUGCGGGUUCAUGGGUCGGCCCACUUCGUUUUUUUCGUCCCGGACGUCAGUUACGGGAUUCCGGUCAACAAAGACGUGUCCGGUUUAUGCGGUGGCGUCAGCUAAGGAAGGGGCGGUGGUGAACCGGGUUGAACCGGAAAAUGGGAGUUUGGAGGACCGGUUGAGGCUUGGGAGCUUGACUGAGGAUGGGUUCUCUUAUAAAGAGAAGUUUAUUGUUAGGAGCUAUGAAGUUGGAAUCAAUAAGACUGCUACUGUUGAAACCAUUGCUAAUCUCUUGCAGGAGGUUGGAUGUAAUCAUGCUCAGAGUGUUGGAUUUUCAACUGAUGGUUUUGCAACAACCCCUACCAUGAGAAAAUUGCGUCUCAUAUGGGUGACUGCUCGGAUGCACAUUGAAGUCUACAAAUACCCUGCUUGGAGCGAUGUUGUUGAGAUAGAGACAUGGUGUCAAGCGGAAGGGCGGGCUGGAACAAGGCGUGAUUUUAUUAUUAAAGACUAUGCAACCAGUCAAGUCAUUGGAAGAGCAACAAGCAAGUGGCUAAUGAUGAAUCAGGACACAAGGCGACUCCAAAAAAUGUCUGAAGAACUUCGAGAUGAGUAUUUGGUUUUUUGUCCUAGAGAGCUAAGGUUGGCAAUUCCUGAAGCAGAUAGUAAUUGCUUAAAGAAAAUUCCGAAAUUGGUAGAUCCUGCUCAGAGUUCCAGUCUCGGUCUUGUGCCUAGAAGAGCCGAUCUCGACAUGAAUCAGCACGUUAACAACGUGACCUAUAUUGGAUGGGUGCUUGAGAGUGUGCCUCAAGAAAUCAUCGACACUCACGAGUUGCAGAGUAUUACCUUGGACUACAGACGAGAAUGCCAACGGAACGACAUUGUUGAUUCGCUAACAAGUGAAGAAACAUCUGAGGAUGUUCCGGAACUCAAAGGUACAAAUGGAUCUGCCAAAGCAAAUGAUGACAAACAAGAACACCAACAGUUUCUUCAUCUUCUUAGGUUGUCUACCGACGGACUUGAAAUUAACCGAGGAAGAACAGAAUGGAGAAAAAAAGCUCCAAGAUAA